Ichthyophthirius multifiliis is the source of this 223-nucleotide messenger RNA. RefSeq lists its product as hypothetical. Lineage: Eukaryota; Ciliophora; Oligohymenophorea; Hymenostomatida. The annotation marks the transcript as partial. The transcript is spliced from 2 exons. The record is from RefSeq and is a predicted model, not a curated record.
UCCAUAUAAAUUUGCGUAUCAUAUAUGGGAAAAAAUUAAUAUUUAAAUGAAAUAUUAUAAUGGAUUUAAUUUUACUGAUGUUUGUUUCAAAUGUAUAUAAAUUACACCUACCUUUUUAUGUUUCAGAUAAUAUUUUUAAAGUUUGGAUUAAAACAUUUCCUUUCGAUUAUCCUAUUUAGAUUUUUGCGAUAAUGUUGAAGAUUUAAAUAACUGUAACUCUGUU